AUGUCGGUUUCAUAUGCAGCGGUACCGAAGCCGUCGCCCUGGGACCUGCCAUCUGCGGAGGAGAUGCGUGCUUUCCUAUACCGGAAAGUGGGUCGCUUGCGGAAAAAGUGGUGCACCAACUUGUUCGUCAUCGAGGACGGUGUGCUUUUUGUGUGCUGGGACCAGACAUCUCACUUCCUCAUCGAGCUGGCAAUUCCUUUGACCAAUAUUCUGCAGUGUGUCAAACAUGUGAAAGACAACGCAAUCUUUUCUGUGGUUUAUACGGACGUGAAGAACCGAAAGGGAAAGACCAAGUCAUUCCGGAUGGAGGUGCGAUGCAACAACGAAGAUGAGAGGGACGGAUGGGUGGACCGUUUGCUGUCAUUGCGCGAGACGUCUCGUGCGUUGAGUGGGGAGUUAGUGGACCGACAGAAGGCUGAGGAGUUGUUGCAGAAAGCGUUAGGAGAACUGCGACGGGCGGCGGCAUUGUCGUUGGGGGCGAGUGUCGGUCGUUUGCAGAAGAUGCACGAGGAGCGUGGUCGGCGGCGUGCGUUCCUGGCGUUGGCAGACGGUCAGAAUCGGUUGCAUGGGAUACUGAAGGGCAGUCGUUCGAAUAGCGUGAUGAUGUCUUCAACGCAUGGUUUACCCCCAACGGACGAGAUCGUAGAAAGGGAAGUGCAGCGUCGACUUUCAGCCCUCAAACAUAAACUGGAACGAUCUCAGAGUCGCAGAGACUCCAUGACUGGUAAAGAAGUACACGUCAACGCCGUCCGACAUACCGAGGCUGCCCUCCGUCUCGUGUACUGGUUCCAGG
Gregarina niphandrodes is the source of this 793-nucleotide messenger RNA. RefSeq lists its product as hypothetical. The transcript has 2 exons. The record is from RefSeq and is a predicted model, not a curated record. NCBI's taxonomy places the organism in Eukaryota, Apicomplexa, Conoidasida, Eugregarinorida, Gregarinidae. The annotation marks the transcript as partial.